Messenger RNA from Rotaria sp. Silwood2, 1587 nucleotides. NCBI's taxonomy places the organism in Eukaryota, Metazoa, Rotifera, Eurotatoria, Philodinida, Philodinidae. The record is from the annotation of a GenBank genome assembly.
AUGGAAGCUAAUUGCUCAUCAUUCUCUAGAUUUUUCAUUUGGCUUUCUAACGCUGCGAAGCCUAAGGCAGUGGCACAAUUUAUUAUUGAUGCUUAUCGGCUUCUUCCUCCUCAUCUCAUUCUCUCGAUCCAAACGGAUUAUCGGAAUAUCCAGGGUCCACCCGAUGAAACGCUUGAUCUUGAAGGAGUAAAAGGGCGUGCCAUUCAACAUGGUUUAGUUGAAACGGCAAAGAUCACAAAUGCAUGGAUUAUAACAAAUGGGAUUUAUAAUGUUAUGAAUCGACUAGUAGGUGAAGGAUUGUGUGAUGACGUCUUUGGCGAUGAUAUUCCUUGUAUAGAUCACAAUGAACUAGAAAUUAAGCUAGUAGAAUUGCCGCAUUUAAUCCAACGCAGUAAGGAAACGCUGUAUUCAGAUGAGAGCACUCACGUCAUAAUCACAUGUGAGGAUGAACCUGCUAGCCAAAACAAUGGAACACAAGAACCUGCAUUCUGGUUCCUUAGGAAAUGGCCACGUGUUUUCAGUAGUGGAGCAACCGCUAGUUGCUUAAAUGCCAGCACAACUACUGAAUCGAUACCUCUGUUUAUUUGGCUUUAUAACACUACAGAAUCAUUUGCAGUGUCACGAUUCAUUGUUGAAGCUUAUCAACUUCCUCCUCCUCAUCUCAUUCUCUCAAUCCAAACAGAUUAUUUGAAUAUUCAGAAUUCACCCUGUGAAACGUUUAAACUCGAAGGAGAAUUAGUGCGUGCCAUUCAACAUGGUUUAGUUGAAACGAUAAAGAUAACAAAUGCAUGGAUUAUAACAAAUGGCAUUAAUAAUAUUAUAAAUCGACUAGUAGGUGAAGGAUUGCGUGAUGACGUCAUUGGCUAUGAUGUUCCUUGUAUCGGUUUGUGCAACUGGUCAUAUGAAGAAAGCCACAAUCAGUUAGUAGAAUUGCUGCCUUUAACUCAAAACAGUAACGAAGCGUCGCAUUCAAUUCAGAGUACUGACGAAGCAGGUAACCUUGAGGAGGGACGUGCUAGUCAAGACAAUGAAAUAGAAGAACCUUCAUCCUGGCUCUCUCAGAAAUGUCCACGAAUUUUCAAUAGUGGAGUAACGGCUAGUUGUUUAACUGCCGACACACCUACUGAAUUGAUACCUUUAGUAAAAUAUUGGAAUAAUAUUCCAAAAGUUGUGUUACUACUCGGUGGUAAUUUUACAACAUUACGUGCUUUACUUGGAUAUUUAGACAAUCAAACACCUAUCGUCGUUGUUCGAGGCACUGGUGGACUUGCUGAUAAAAUUGCUUAUAUUGCCGAUGACACGACUUUAAUUGAUACAGAAACUAAUGAGAAUGUAAAAGAAUCUGAAAUAAAAUCUACACUCGGUCUUGAACGUUACAAUCACAAUAAUCUUGCCAUCAAUAUACUAAAAAGUAAAGCUAAGGCAUUCUUUGGUUGCUUUCCAUUGGAUAUAGCACGUCAUGCUAAUUGUAAAGCAUUUCUCGCCAGUGAUACGGUUCAAAAAUAUAUCAGUCAAAAGUGGUAUCAUCGUUUUGAUGAUCAACGUCAAUUCUUGAAAAUGCAUAUUUCUAUUUGGGUUGGUCAAUGA